Messenger RNA from Prunus persica (peach), 2117 nucleotides. RefSeq names its product aspartic proteinase CDR1. The record is from RefSeq and is a predicted model, not a curated record. Gene Ontology annotation, biological process: proteolysis. Gene Ontology annotation, cellular component: extracellular region. The coding region runs from base 661 to 2049 and encodes 462 amino acids. Gene Ontology annotation, molecular function: aspartic-type endopeptidase activity. The transcript has a single exon. Lineage: Eukaryota; Viridiplantae; Streptophyta; Magnoliopsida; Rosales; Rosaceae.
UAUAUAUAAGUGAUACUGAGAGAGAAAAGAUUGGAACACAAGGCCUCGGGCGCAAGUAUAAUCACUUGAUUCAAAAUUCAGAUUGAAUAGACAAAAAAAGACAAACAAUAUAUAUUCAAAUCACUCCCAUUUCUUAAAGCAUUAAAUUGAAUUAGCAUUUGCUUAAAUUCUAGUCAAACCAACAAAGAGCUUGUAACGCAAGUUGGUUAAGAGCAUUAAUUCAUCUUGUCAUUUCUUCCAUUUCCCCAAUAACAUCUGUAUAAUAUAAAAAAUUAUGGUCAAACCUAUAUCAAGUAAGCACAUCCCAAAAAAAAAAAAAAAAGGAAGGUAAUCUUACAUGGUAAAAUAGCCUUCAAAUGUGGGGACAUCUCAUGGUAUUUACCACAAAAAAAAAAAAAAAAAAAAAAAAAAAAGCUCCCUACAUAGGUUAACGAAAAAAACAUGAACUAUACCCAAGACUUCGAUAAGGGUUUUGAAUUUAUCAAAUUAUCCACUUUUAAACAAUUUUGCUGGUCAAAGCAUCAUUUAGGUGCAUUUAAUUAAUCAUCAAAUUCUAACAGAUAUCUUUUUGUAUUGUAUUUAUGACUCUCUGGUUAUAUAGAACAAGACCGUUUUAGUAUAUGUCAAUGUGUUGUUGUCUUCAUCUUUCUCACAGUAGCCAUGGUAGCAUAUCAUUCAUCACUUUUCCUCAUUGCAUUUCCCAUUACAUUGUCCAUUAUUUUCCUCCCAAUUCUCUCGCUCACAGAAGAUGAUCAUCUCCAUGGAAUUGGCUUUAGCCUUGAAAUGAUCCACCGUGAUUCGCCGGCAUCUCCCUUAUACAAUCAAUCCGAAAGUCGUUGGCAACGGGUAAGCAACGCCUUGCAACGUUCGCAUCACCGUAUGAUCAGCCAUUUCAGCAGAAGAAAUUCAGCACUUCGCGCUCCGAGUCCUGUAGCUGAAUCCCAUUUAAUUUAUAUUGGAGGAGAGUAUUUGGUGAACAUAUCAAUUGGGACACCACCCAAAACUUUUAUUGGCAUUGUUGACACCGGGGGAGAUCUUACAUGGACACAAUGCAAGCCAUGUAUGGACUGUUUCAAGCAAAACCCACCUCUUUUUGAUCCCAGUUCUUCCUCAACUUAUAAGCCCCUUUCUUGUUUGUCCAAGGAAUGCCAUUUGCUAAAUGAAGCCUCUUGUUCAGAUACAAACUUUUGCUAUUAUAAUUAUACAUAUGGGGAUAUGUCCUACACCACUGGAAAUCUGUCCUUGGACACUGUCACAUUGGCUUCCAGUACUACAGGGAAGCCUAUAUCGAUUCCGAACACGAUAUUUGGUUGCGGACACCACAAUGGAGGAAUCUUCGGUGGGAUUGAGUCUGGAAUAGUUGGACUUGGAAGUGGAGCUGUGUCAUUUUUAUCCCGAAUCGGCUAUGCGGUUGGAGGGAAAUCUUUCUCUUAUUGCUUGGUGCCGACGACUUAUGAACAAUCCGAUUCCGAUCCAAUCCUGGGAGCCAAACAAGGUCAGCGUGAAAUUUCAAGCACGAUAUAUUUCGGCGAUAAAGUUUCAGGUCAUGAUGUGGUCUCAACCCCUUUGCUGUCAAAUGGUUCGGAAACCUACUAUUACCUUGAGCUUCAAGGCAUUAGCGUCGGUGCCGACAAUUUUAAACUUGAUGCUGACAAUUCACAAUCUUUUAAGGGCAACAUCAUCAUAGACUCUGGGACUACCUCAACAUUUUUGCCUACAAAACUUUAUCAAAGUUUUGAAUCAGCAAUUAGAAAGGCAGUUCGUCUGGAGGUGACCAAAGAUCCAACUGGCAUACUACAGCUUUGCUACAAGACUAAAUCCGAAAUCGAAGAGCCUAUCGUCGUCACCUUCCAUUUCAAUGGUGCAGAUGUGAAGCUAAAACCUGUAAACCUUUUUGUUAGGGUUAGAGAAGAUAUUGUCUGUCUUUCAUUUUCCCCAACCAAUGAUGUGGCCAUCUAUGGCAAUGUAGCACAGAUGAACUUCUUGGUAGGAUAUGACCUAGAUAACAGGACUCUGUCCUUUAAGUCAACUGAUCAAUGUACCUGGUAAAAGUUGGUAUAUGUGCAUGAAUUUUGUUUUCUAUAUAUAUCUUAAUCAUACCAGCUGAUUAAAAGUUA